This is a messenger RNA of Protobothrops mucrosquamatus (brown spotted pit viper), 657 nucleotides long. RefSeq names its product acyl-coenzyme A thioesterase THEM4-like. The record is from RefSeq and is a predicted model, not a curated record. Lineage: Eukaryota; Metazoa; Chordata; Lepidosauria; Squamata; Viperidae. The coding region runs from base 1 to 657 and encodes 218 amino acids. The transcript is spliced from 5 exons.
AUGCCCAUGGAUCUCGGAUUAAGGCCAGAUGAUUGUAUCCAAGUUUAUUGUGGAAGGGUCUUGUGGGCAAGAGUGGGGACCCUCAACGCGAGUGUCCUUUCCCAGCAACAGCCCCACCAGUGUCUCAAGGACUUCGGUGUCCCCAACUCAAGUUGGAGCCCAGAGAUGAUGGACCAGUUUCAGAAGUUCACAAAGCUGUCCGAGGACGGGUCAUGGCAGCGCAUUCCGAGUUACAACAACUGCGUGGACAGCAUGCCAGAAGGGCGCCAGAAGCGAGAGUCGCAAAACGGAGACCGUCGCUUCUUCGUCCACAGCAUCGACGGGGAAGGCUUGGGCUUCGAGUACAGCGUGUUUAUGAACCCUUCGGAGCAGCGAGCGGUGGCCCUCUUCCAGCCAGGGCCCUAUCUUGAAGGACCUUUAGGAUUUGCCAACGGCGGGGCGAUCGUCACUAUCCUGUACCAGGCAGUGAGGGCUAGCAUCAACCUCAACGCGAGGAUCGCUAACCUCAACAUAGACUAUAAGAGGCCCGUGGCGCUGGGCUCCGUGGCCUUGGUGGAGGCGCGGGUGGACAGGAUCGAAGGCGGGAAGGUCUUCCUGAACUUCGAAGUCCGGAGCGUGGAUGGGCAGACCCUUUAUUCCCAGGGCGUUGGUAAGUAG